UUUGUGAUCGGAGUAGUCUCGCACCGCGCGACCUCACCCGACGACGAACGUUCAAACUGGUUCGCUUUAAUUUGAGGAUUUCUUCUCAAUAGCAGUGUCUGCGAUUUGGUGUGUGGUCGUCCCAUCGUUACAAUGAACAAAGCGUAUAUCACUUUUGCGGUUGUCUUGGCGCUCUAUGCGAUUGCAGUCCGUUCUGAUAUUACGCCCGCAGAACAAUGCCCAGGUCAACACUUCGACGGCCUAGAAGAAAGGAUCCAGGUCGUGCCAUGCAGCAAGUCGCGGUGCAAGCUACGCAAGGGUACCAACACUACCGUCAUAUUUAAGUUCAAAACAGACAGCGUAGUGAACAAGCUCACGAACGACGUGUACGCGAUUAUAAGCGGCGUUCCACUGCCCUUCAUCGGCGUGUCGGGCGUGUCCGCCUGUCCGCACGUGCAACGCGCCGACAGCGGAGCCCCCGCGCCCUGCCCGCUGGAGCCCCACCAGGAGUACAUCUACACCAACCAGUUCCCCAUCCUGUCCUUUUAUCCGCCGGUGCCGCUGCGUGUACACUGGAGCCUCAACAACGGCACCGCAGACAUCGUUUGCUUCGAAGUACCCGCAGUCAUUACCAAGGCAUAAAAUAAUUAAGUACAGCUUGAUCGAGAAAAAUAAAAAACCAUGUCAUGUUACGGAAAAUGCAAGAACCAAUUUUUAUAAUCCGACAUAUAUCCACGUCUAUAUUAGUCAGUGCGUUAUCAACUGAGUCGUGAGGCCAAUAUAAAAUGUCCUAUGUCCUAACUCGCCGCAUUGGAAUACUGUGGUGGGUUUAAAUGCCUGCCUUAAUUUACUGUUUGUCUGGAGACAAAGUAUGUAUGAAGGAAGUCUGACUUUGUAGUUUAUAGCUAUUCAAAUUGGCUAUAGGUAUUCAAUUUUUAUGGGCCGACGACUAAGUUGAUAACGCACUAACUUAUAGCGAAUUAUGAAAAAUAAAUGUGGUAACCUCAGACAUGGCUUUUUAUGUUUCUAGUCAGGCUUCUAUUAUUUGCUGUCAGUCUGUUAGACUUUUGUUUCUAAAACAAUAUUUUUAAAUAUUAUGGCAUGUUCACAUUACCUACAGUGCGCGCACGAUAAGUUUGCGCUUGGCUAAAAUCGGAACUGAUCAAAAGUGCCGUCAUAUUGUCGUCUAUCUCUAUCUAUCUCUUGGCGGGUAAAAGAGAUCACUAACGCUGGCAACAUAAUUGCGCCGCCAGUCGCGCGCAGACUUAUCUUGCGCGAACUCUAUUUAAACUAUUAUAGAUACCUGUGAUAAUAUUACAUUUGAUGCUAUGUGGUUAUACGAGUAUCUACUCGUAUGUCUACUAAUAUUUUGAAGCGAAUGUAUUUGUGUAUUUGAUUGUUUAAACUUGCUUAAAAUUAAAAAAAAAUAUAUAUGACUCCUGAGGAGUGACAUUGGCUUACUUUAAAGUGGUAGGGGUAGGGAGAAUUACAGGUGGAGGAUUCUUGUAUACGGCUGUUCUUUGAAAUUGAAAGGUCGCGGACGAAGUCGUGGGCGUCUGCUAGUGUAUUUUAUAUUUUCACUAAUUAGUUUUAUUUUAUUCUCAGCUUAAGUAAUUAUGAGUUUUAUUACCUUGAGAUAUGUAGAUUGUAGGUAUUGCGUAUGAUUUGUAUAAAUGCUUAUUUUUCAAUACAAACUGUGAGAGAAAUAUAGAAUUAAAACUA
Molecule: messenger RNA, 1701 nt
Organism: Bicyclus anynana (squinting bush brown)
Lineage: Eukaryota; Metazoa; Arthropoda; Insecta; Lepidoptera; Nymphalidae
Product: NPC intracellular cholesterol transporter 2
Exons: 3
Coding region: 133-621 (162 amino acids)
Biological process (GO): sterol transport
Molecular function (GO): sterol binding
Source: RefSeq, a predicted model, not a curated record